Molecule: messenger RNA, 4242 nt
Organism: Cyprinus carpio (common carp)
Lineage: Eukaryota; Metazoa; Chordata; Actinopteri; Cypriniformes; Cyprinidae
Product: phosphofurin acidic cluster sorting protein 2-like
Biological process (GO): protein localization to plasma membrane
Molecular function (GO): transmembrane transporter binding
Source: RefSeq, a predicted model, not a curated record
UUCCUCCCAGUGGCCUGAUGGAGACGGAGCUGGAGCUCACCUUCUCUCUGCAGUAUCCUCACUUCCUGAAGAGAGACGCCAACCGCCUGCAGAUAAUGCUGCAGAGAAGAAAACGCUACAAAAACAGAACCAUUCUGGGCUACAAGACGCUGGCGCUCGGAGUCAUUAACAUGGCUGAGGUGUUGCAGCAUCCUACAGACGGAGGCCAGAUUCUGGGUCUCCAUAGCAACAUGAAGGACACGCCGGCACGCGUGGCUGAGAUUAGUGUGUUCUCACUGUCCAGUCAACCCAUUGACCACGAGUACAGCAGCGGGCAGACGGGAGCCAAGACCAAGGCCUCGGAUCGCUCUCCUGACAUGGAUAAUUACUCAGAGGAUGAUGAUGACAGUUAUUCAUCAGGGCAAGAGGGCAGUGAUGAUGCUGGACACGCACAGGAUCUGUAUGAUGAAGAUGACGACAUACGGAAGCCAAAAAAACCCAGACGGAAAAUGAUUCGAUCAGUCUCAUUGACACGACAACCCAACUUCAAGCAGAAGUUUGUGGCCUUACUGAAGAGAUUCAAAGUCACAGAUGAGGUUCUGGACUCAGACCCGGUGGAUCAGACGCAGGAGGUGGAGGAGGAUCUGGAUCUGCUUUAUGACAGUCUGGAGGUGUUUAAUCAGAGCGACAGCGGCCCGGAGCUGGAGGACAACGAGAGCGUCCUGAGCACCCCGAAACCCAAACUCAAGCCAUUUUUUGAGGGCAUGUCUCACUCCAGUUCUCAAACAGAGAUCGGCAGCAUUCACAGUCACAAUCAACACCGGGACGCAGCGUCCAACAUGGCUGCUGACUUCCUGUCGGUGGAGCGGUGUGAGACGGCCGGCUCGCGGCAGCAGGAGGACAGCAGUAUGGACACCAGCGGCGGGGAGGUGGAUGCAGAGCAUCAUGGGAUAGUAAUGGCAGAUGUGUCGGAUGUGAUCAGCUCUCAGAAUCACAGCAGUCCCAGUAAAGCGGAGAGCAGGGUCCCGCGGCGCACUCGCAGCACAUCCAUGAAGGACAGACAGAACUCACGAGCUCAGAGCGAGCGCACCGUCAGCGUGGACAGCGAGUGUUCGGCCGACAGCCGCUUCAGCACACAGGUGCCCAGGAAAUCAAUGUAUGAUCAGCUGAAUCAGAUCCUGAUCUCAGACGAGAGACUGCCAGAGAACAUCAUCCUCAUCAACACAGUGGACUGGCAGGGCCAGUAUGUGGAGGAGGUCCUGCAGAAACACGCUCAGCCCAUCGUGUCCACCUGCUCCGCCGCUGACGUCCAGGCCGCAUUUAACACCAUCGUCACACGCAUUCAGAGAUUCUGUAACUGUAACGCUCAGACUCCGCCCACAGUAAAGGUGGCAGUGGCGGGAGAUCAGAGUUAUCUCAGUACAGUGCUGCGCUUCUUCGUAGAGCAGCUGGCCAACAAGACGCCUGAUUGGCUGAGCUACAUCCGCUUCCUCGUCAUCCCCAUCGGUUCCCAUCCUCUGGCCAAGUACGUGUCGACGUUCGACAGUAAGUUCUGCAGUAUGUUCAUGGACCCGUCCUGGAGGGAGCUGUUCUGCCGGUCAGAGCGUCCCAGCGCAGACACUGUUGAUGUAGCUGGACGGAUCAUCCAGUAUCUGUCUGGAGCAAAUGUGUCUCAUCAGUUUCCCAUCUCUGAAGCCAUGCUCACCUACAGACAGAAGAGUCCGGAUGAAGAUUCAUGCCAAAAAUUUGUGCCAUUUAUCGGGGUGGUGAAGGUGGGGAUCGUUGAACACAGUCUGUCCACAUCAGUGGAUUCUGAUGAUGCCAUGGGCGGGAAUGUGGGCGUGGCUUCCUCACCCUUGCCGCAGUCGGCCACGCCCUAUGGGAAGGAGAUGUGUGUGACUCCGCCCCCAUCACCCUCGGCGUGUGCGGUUUUCACUGGCAUGGGUUCUCCGUGCACAGGUGGAGAGCUGAUGGGGCUGCAGGUGGACUACUGGACGUGUCCGAGCGGAGAGAAGAAGCGUGAGGGGGAGAAGCGUGACGUGGGUCUGAAGAACACACUGAAGAGUAACUUCCGCUCGCUGCAGGUCAGCCGUCUGCCCAGCGGUGGAGACCCCAGCGCUCCUCACAGCAUGGCCAUGACCGUCGUCACCAAAGAGAAGAACAAGAAAGUGAUUUUUCUGAGUAAGAAGCUGAAGGAGAAGGACGUGGACUCUAAGAGUCAGGUGAUCGACGGCAUCAGCCGGCUCAUCUGUACGGCCAAACACCAGCACACCAUGCUCCGAGUCUGCAUCGAUGGCGUGGAGUGGAACGAGGUCAAGUUCUUCCAGCUGGCCGCGCAGUGGCCGACUCACGUCAAGCACUUCCCCGUCGGCGUGUUCGGCUGCAGCAAACCCGUGUGACGUCACGUGUGUGUGUUUCUGACACUAUAUCAACAGAACAGCUCCUGUUUUCUCUGAAGACGGCUGCCGUCGGUCAUCAUCAGCUGUACGGUGACGGAUGGCCAACGCCAAGCACUUUCUGUUUCUUUAUCAUUUCUGUGAAAUCCUGUGUAGAAUGUCGUCAGGUGCAUGAUGGGACGGAUACGCGCUGACAGGCCGUGUUGAGGCGUUUUGCUGUGAAUUCAAAUGGAUUUUUUACCCUAAUGUAAACUCUGUUUGUAGUAUUUUGUGAUAACAGUGAAUAUGAAACUAUAAACUGAACCUGCCUUUCAAAGCACACUGAUGAUGAGCAGAAACAUCGCAGUAAUCCCCGCCACUGCACUGGUGUGUGUGAACGAUGAACAUGACACAAACACCCAUUAUAAAGAUUUAACAGGGAAGAACUUUAUUUUUCCAGCUGAUGAACGAUAAAAACUUUGACAGCCAAUCAGCAGAGACUUAAGAUUCUUAAAUCAAGAUGCAUUUACUAGAGAUGCAAAAUGAAAUAAAAUAUAAUGAGAAACUGAUCAAAAUGAGUUUAUGAUUAGAACAGGUACAGAUAUCUGCUCAUGGAAAAAAAUCAACUUAAUUCAAAGAGAAACAAGUUUUCAUCCCCACUGACUGAUAUUUGCUCGUUUUAAUCAGUUUCUCAUAAAACAAGACUUCAUAUCUUCAUUUUGCAUUUGAUUUAAGAAUCUCUAGAUACUUGAACUGGGAAACAAGACGGAAACACAGAGGAAGAUGAAUUCACGACUUUCUGCUCUGAUUUAAGAGCUUUCAAAGCCUUAAAUUGUGGAAAGACCCACAGAAACGCAGUGCAUCAUGGGAGAUAGAGUGUGUGUUAUCAGUGUUUCUGUAGUUCAGUCUGAAUCACUUUAAUACUGUGGAUUUUAGUUUGAAAUCUGAAGUCUCAGUGUUUUUCUUCAGUUCCAGCGGCUGAUCUUGGGAGGAAACGGCCUUCAGUCAGUCGAGCUCCUCUUAUCCUCGGACUGAGUGGAUCUGACGGGACGAGUGUGUGUUGAAUGUUUAAAGGUGCUUCUCAUGUGUUUCCUGCUUUUUUUUUUGUGAUUGUUUUCAUGGCGUCGCUCAUUUGGACUUUUUUUGGCGAUGAAUGUAUUGAGACGGCUAGAGUCUGGUUCCUUCAGUGUUUGUACCUUCUGUUUUUACUCCCACUUCAGAUGCCAAAAAACAGAUUCCAGUUCACCAAAGCUGCUUCAUCAACACCACAGUAUUUGCACUUUUACUACAGUAAAAAGAGCACAUGGCCCGGCUGCUCCGGAUCCAGCACUUUGAUUUAAAGAGACAGUUCAGCCAAAAAAACAUAAUUCUGUUGUUAUUUGCUCUCCUCGUGUCACUGAAACACAUAUGACUGACUGUGGGGAGAUAUUUAGAGAAAUGUCCCAGUGUUCUUUGUCCAUUCAAUCCUGAUGUCUUCUUUUAUGUUCACAGAAGAAAUGUGGUCACAGCUUUGUGUAAUUUGAGUAAAUGAUGACAGAAUGCUGAUUUUGGGGUGAACUGUCACUUUAAGAACCACUAUGAACUCGUUCUCUGUGUAUACGGUCGUGCAGAUGCGUUUACAUGAAGGACUCUGUGUACGUCUGUUAGACGAGAGUGUGUGUGUGUGUGUGAACAGGUCACGUCUCACAGCAGGAAUAAUCCACUGCGGCUCAUAUACGGGACGCUGAUUGCAGCACCUUUGCACAGAACCUCAUUUUAAAUUAUGUGACAGACUUUUUAAUGUUUCACCUUUGCAUGUUUUACAUUUGGAGUAUGUAAUGGCAUUUUAUAGCGCUGCUUCUUUCCAUGCUUGCACAUGCAGUUGUGUUUAAUAAAGUGUUUUUAUGCA